CAUACCUCAACAGUCACAACAAUUGGGGGAAACAGUGAAUAUUAUUUUCAAAUACUGCUACGUUUAGUGAAAUUUAAUUAGAUUAGACGCAUUUUUUAGUGAAAGUUCUUAAAAACAUACGAAAUUUUUCAAAACUGUAAAAAUGUUGACACAAUUCUGUUGCUUGCGUUUGGAAACCACUGCAAAAAUAAUCGGUUGGUUGGGUAGCUUUGUAACUAUCGUUGUAGUUAUCAUUUGCGCAGAGUUGUUAAGAAAUGCGCGUGCUCUUGUUGGAACUUUGACGAGAAGAGGCUAUCAUUUUGACGAUCCAGAGGGCGCUGGAACUGUUCUGAUCAUUAUACUUGCUGUCAGUAUUGUUGUUCUUUUCAUCAAUGCAUUUGCAAAUGCUGGUUUGGUGUUCGGCACAAUCAAGAAAUAUCACAAGUUGAUCCUGCCCUGGUUGAUCAUCACCGCUCUAGGAACUGUGCUUAGCUUAGUAGCACUAAUUAUUUAUGGGUUUUAUAGUGCCAUUUUCGGAGUUGUCUUUAUUACAUAUCUCUGGAUUGCCAUGUAUUCACUAUACAGCAAAAUCAAGACGGAAAAUGAGCAACGUUCCUUUAAACGCCGCGCUAGAUCUAUUGCAGGCAACUUGCGUAAAAAAUAUAUUAAAUAUUGCAUAUACACUGUUUAUAUGUAUAAAUAUAUAUGCAUAUUUAGUUUUAUACAUGUAAUAACAGUAAUAAUUUGCAUUUACAAAAUGACUUUGCCUCAUACAAAUCGUUUCUGCCAUUAAUUAGCCAUUUUUUAUACACUAGGGUGGGUAAAAAAAAAUCGAAUAUUACUUUUUCGCACACAGAGACUUAGAGCAAUAAGUUUGCUACAAAUCUAUGAGUUUUCAGAAUUAUAAUGAUUGUAAGAAACAAAAUAAUCAUUUUUUUUGCCUUAAAUUAAUCAAUUUUUAAACGUUAAUAUCUUUUAAACGGUUAAGUUUACGAAAAAUUGUUUUGGACCAUUUUCAAAGAGCAUUCAAUUUCCUACAAGUUCUAUGAAAUAUGUUUUCAAGUAGUUGAAAGCGAGAUAUGAAUUUUUCCAUCUAAUAAUAAGAAAAAAAUUAGAAAAUUGUUAGGCGGAGGAGCUUCCCGUUACAAUUAAGAGCUCAUACUUGAAGAGACUUUUUUAGAGAUGUCUAAAAACAUACUUUUCAGAGUACCAGCGAAAAAGAAUAUUCGCUUUUUGACCCACCCUAAUAUAUUUAGCUCGGAAGUUAUUUAUAAUUUCUUAAUAAAUUUUCUAAUGAUUAGUUGCUUAUAAUUAUCAAUACAAGCGCCAACUAAUGUUGAUUGUAACGCAAGCGAGUAAUUAAACGUCGCGUGUUUGUAUAAAUAUGUA
This is a messenger RNA of Bactrocera neohumeralis, 1368 nucleotides long. RefSeq lists its product as uncharacterized. The coding region runs from base 143 to 772 and encodes 209 amino acids. The transcript has 4 exons. Lineage: Eukaryota; Metazoa; Arthropoda; Insecta; Diptera; Tephritidae. The record is from RefSeq and is a predicted model, not a curated record.